Ceratina calcarata is the source of this 2895-nucleotide messenger RNA. Its product is annotated as intraflagellar transport protein 81 homolog. Gene Ontology annotation, cellular component: intraciliary transport particle B; ciliary basal body. NCBI's taxonomy places the organism in Eukaryota, Metazoa, Arthropoda, Insecta, Hymenoptera, Apidae. The coding region runs from base 412 to 2343 and encodes 643 amino acids. The record is from RefSeq and is a predicted model, not a curated record. Gene Ontology annotation, molecular function: tubulin binding. The transcript is spliced from 12 exons. Gene Ontology annotation, biological process: cilium assembly; intraciliary transport.
CGGUUACGCGUACAUCGCUACGCACGGUGCCCCGGUAAUCAUCAUAAUUAAUGCGUUGCGUCUAUUAAGCCAGCCGGCGUACAAAUUGGCCGCAAAAUCGAUAUUUAUGCACGCGCACGGAAGCUGCGUCCAACAGUUACAUCGAGUUGAAAAUUAAAUGACCUUUUCGGAUGCCGAUAGCGGAUCGCGUGCCAGAUUUAAUUAGCGACCAAUUUCGGAGCGAAAAGUCAACGCAGCGGCACCGAGCAAAUUCUUGUUCGUUCCUCGUGGAGUUUCCUCACAUUUUCAAGGUGGGAGAUAUACCCAGGUGUACGAUUUCGUUGCCAGGGCGACGCGUCGCGACAACACGCGCGAGAACGCUACUUGGCUCCGUUCAAACUUGACCCGUCGACCGAGAAGAGAAGUUUCAUCAUGAGGGAGAACACCAAGUUCAUCGUCGCGGAAGUGAACAAGUUGUUGAAUCGAAAUUACAACGCGAUCUAUUUCAAUUCCCUGAGCCCCGAGGAACUGCUUCAAGUGCUGCGGGAAGUGCUGAUCAGGAUACAAGGUGAAAACGUCGACGUCGAUGUCAGGAACGAAACACCCGAGGAGAUGUCCGUUCAUAUCCUAUCCGUUCUUCGCGUCCUCAAUUAUCCGCCGCAGAGCGAUCCGUCGACCUUCAGGCAGGGAUUGAUUCGAGGAGAUCCCGAGACCGUUCAUCCCAUCUUGAUCUGGCUACUGUCUAACGUGGAGACGGUCAAGAAGAGAGCCUACCUGUCCCGAUUCCUGGUGAAGAUGGACGUUCCCGGCGAGUAUUUGAGCGAUCCGGAGGUCUCCGCUUUGUACGAACAGUACACGGGUCUGAUCGAUCGAUUCAAAACGGUGCACAAGGAGAGGGAGUUAGGGUGGAAGACGUCUGAGAAUGCCAGCGAGUUGACCGCGGAUAUCAAAACCAUGGAAAAGGAGAAAGAAGCGGUGGCCGUGCGCAUCGAAAAAAUGCGAACGAAAGCGGAGGCAGGGAUUCACCUGUUGGACGCUGCCCACGCGUUUCGGAUCGAGAAGGACAAGGAGCGUGAUCUCGCGUUGCAAGAGGAACAAGAGAAGGAGAUAAUAUCGAGGCUGCAAGCGAACUUGCAACGAUUGGAAAGGGAAUUGCAAACGUUGAAGAAAGACGAGAACGAAGUCACGGCUCAGACGUUGCUGCAACGUUUGUCCGAGACGAUCACCGUACAGACCAUCGUCACGAACGAGAAGCUGCCAGCGGAGAUACACGCGAAGAAGAAUCGCAUGAAGGCUCUGAACGCGGUGAAACAGUACGCGUAUUUGGGUCCGGACCAAAUAACGAGUCUGAGAAAUAAAUUGGAUGCGAUAGCCAAGGAGAUCCAGGGUUUAGUGGAGCUGAAGAUAUCGAAGAGCAACAUCGACAAGAUCGAACCCUUCCGUCAACAAGCAGCCGCGGUCGCGAAUAUCAAACGAAAUGUGUUGGAGAAACUCGAGAAGAUCGAGAGCUCGUUGCGCGAAUUGGAAACGAAACUGGAAGAGAAGCGCGAGUCGUCCAAGUUAGUAGUCGAAGACGUUAUCCCCAGAGGCGAGGAGUUGAAGAAAUAUAUAAAUCGAUUGAAGACCAGGGGAACGCUUUACAAACACUGUAAAUCAGAGUUGGCGUGGCUGAACGCGGAGAACAGCGUGUUGCAUCGGACGGCAGCGAUCUUGGAGAAUCAAUACAACCAGUACAACCAAGCGAAGGAAAGAUUCGAAACGGUGAAGAAGAAUACUUCGGAUGACUUUACGGAGGACAACGCGUCUUCGAUGAAUCUACAGCUGUCUCGAGAUGUGUCCGGCUUCAGAGCAAGACUGGUCCCUAUGGUAAACGAACUGCAAGCGUUGAGGGAAAAGUAUCGUGAAUUCGAGCAACGGCAGCAGACAGCGAGAAAGGCCAGAGGCGAAGUAGAAUCGAGUAUGAACUUGUCGAUCAACGAUCUGCAGUCCGAACUGGAGAGUAGAAGAGCGAAAAUAGCCAAGGACGCGGAGGAGAAGGAGAGAUUGGAGAAGCUUAUUACCAAAAUGAAGACCACGGAAGAGAGAAUAAAACGCGAUACGGAGGAUCCGACGAUCUCUGAUCCCGGUAAGAGGAUAAAGGAGGAGUUGAAUUCCGCUAUACAGGCAGAGGAGACAACGAUAAAGGAACUGACGACGGAGAAAGAACGAUUGAAAGAGACCAUCGGUGUAAAUGAAAAGCAAACACAGAUGUGGAACGACCUGUUGACAGUGUUCAAAUGUAAAAUAAAAUGCGCCGAGGAGAGCAAACAGUCGAACGGGAUCGUCGUGCGACAGGGAGGAGCGGAAACGUUGGUGUUGCAGUAGAAAUUGGGAACAGGUAGAUACGAAACGAGUUUGAGUCAAAGGAAUUUUUAUUUUCAAACUUCGACAGCGUAAAAAAUACAAUUUAAAUAUACAUACACGCUGAAUCCAGUUUUAAUUUAAAGUUCCAAUUAAAAUUGUUCACAAAAAAAAUACGCUGCUCUUCUUCUUUUUAAGUGUUUGAAUGUCAGCUUUACGGGGCCUUUUAUUAACUUACAGACAGGGCCGGUAUUCAGAGUCGUUGUUUAUUCUUAAGAUCGUCUCGAGCAUUUGCUAUCCCUGUCUAGCCUAUGUUUCUAGUCCCUGUCUUCUGCAGAAAACUUGACCAAAUGCUUAAGGCGAUCUUGAAUUUAAGUAACGACUCUGAAUGCCGACUCGGAAUAUCCAGAGAGUGUAUUCUAUAUCUAUAGUAGUAUACGUACAGUAUAGUAUCACAUUUCUACGAGUGUUUCAUACCAGAAAUACAUCAUGGAUUCUUAAAUGUAUUUCACGACUCACGAGUCCGUAUUAUGCUACACUUGUAUACGCUCUUGUAAUAAAAUAGAUUGAAUAGCA